AUGGCUCGUAUACAAUCCAACUCCAGCCUACCUACUGGCCUCUCACCAGAUUACUGGGCAACUUGGAUCGCUUCACGUCCAGGUGCAAGUGUUUCCGAAUCUGUAGAUAGGGAUGUCGGGGAAGAAUGGAUUGGUGGAUGGGAUGGUGUAGGUAUAUAUGAAGGGAAUAACAAAAUACCUUCAUACCAAGCUGUUUCUGUCCAUCUAACCAAUCAUCGAUUUAUAAUCAUUCCUGAUAUACCAUCAACCUCGUCAUCAACGUCAUCGUCCACAUCUAUAUCUACACCGAUGUCUUUACAAAGCCAUCUGUCGCAUGUUAGGCAGACUGAAUUCUACGCUGGAUUCAUGAGAUCAUCAGCGAAGAUCACAUUAUCUCUUGGUCCGCAACUAGUAUCUCAGUCACAAUCACAGCUACAGUCAGAGUCACAAUCUGCAGCUCCCAAUGAUCUUCCUCACUCAGACCCUAGUGCUGCUCAUAGAGGAAACGGAGGCAAUGCCUGGACAUGUAAUAUAUGUGGAUAUGUGAAUUCAUUGUCUUCAGGAAGAUCAACACCGAAUCCAGCUUCGAAAUGUGGUUUAUGUGGUAUACCUUAUGGGAAUUCCCAAUCAUCCUUUUCCAGUUCAAAUAAUAAUUCAAAUUUACCGUCAAGAUCAAGCACUCCCUCCAUCAAUCUACCAUCUUCUUUAAAGAACCCUAACCCUUCGACAAUCAACCCUCUCGAGUCAGAUGUUAAACAAGAAGGAAAUGAUGGAUUGAUAUCCUGUCCAGCAUGUACAUUCCUAAAUUCACCUUUAUUACCUAAUUGUGAGAUAUGCUCAACAGCUCUUCCGAGAAAAGCCAAACCACCUAUUAAAGAGGGGACCACGAUUACUCCAAGUCCGACAACAGGAAAGACGGAUAUCGUGAGGCUGAGUUUCAGACGGGGUGGUGAGAAAGAAGUUUAUAAAAGGUUGAAAGCUGUUCUAGGUGAUAAAGCUUGGGAACGAAGUGGCGGAGUAAUGAUGACCACUUCAAAGCAAGGAGAGAUCGUUGAGGGUUUACCUAGAUCUGGUGCUGGUAUAGAUGGCAUUCUUCAACAAAUCGAUCUCAAUUCCAAAUCGCAAUCGGAUCACAUUUCUACCGCUUUUGCAGAUCUCGAAGCACUGAUGCUUCGCGCAGGAGAAAUGGUCCGUUUAGCUCAAUCUAUAAAUACGAAAUUGACUACUCAACAAGCUUCAAAUGGUAUACAACCUACAGAAGAAGAAUCUACGAUGAUUCGUACGAGCUUAGUACAACUUGGAUUAGCAGCUCCUGCAGUGACGAAAGAGAUGAUAAGGGAUGAAAAGAGAUAUCAUGAUUCAUUAGCUAAGGAAUUAGGGGAACUAUUGACUGGAAGAUAUGGGAUUAAGGGAGAAGGUUUGAUGGUUGGAAAUAAAGCAAGAGGGGUUAUUGCUUUAGAUGAAAUUUGGGGUUUAUGGAUGAGAGCACGAGGUGUUUCAUUGCUUUCACCUUCUACAUUGAUAUCAAUUCUUCCACUCAUACCUUUACAUACAAAUCCUUCAAUCAAUUCACUUCAUUUGCCAUCAUCACUACAAGUUUUACACACUCCACAUUAUUCAGCUCCCUCAAUACUUUCACGUUCAUUAGACCAUCUGACCCCAUCUUCCACUUCAAGCUCGGCUGAAGACACCGAUGAAACGCAAGGGAAAGAAAAGAGUUUUACGAUUUUCGAAUUCGCAAGUAUCGAAUCGUUACCUAUUGGAUUAGCUAAGGAAUUCAUGGAGAUUUUAGAAAAACAAGGUGGUUUAGUGAAAGAUGCUCAAGUCGGUCCCAGUGAGGGAGGUGAAAAGUGGUAUAGGGAUAUAAUAUCCUCUUGGCCUGUUGCCAAUGUAUAG
Molecule: messenger RNA, 1875 nt
Organism: Kwoniella shivajii
Lineage: Eukaryota; Fungi; Basidiomycota; Tremellomycetes; Tremellales; Cryptococcaceae
Exons: 4
Coding region: 1-1875 (624 amino acids)
Biological process (GO): protein transport to vacuole involved in ubiquitin-dependent protein catabolic process via the multivesicular body sorting pathway
Cellular component (GO): late endosome membrane; ESCRT II complex
Molecular function (GO): phosphatidylinositol-3-phosphate binding; ubiquitin binding
Source: RefSeq, a predicted model, not a curated record